AUACGAUGUGAAACGAACCGGUCACCGUUGUGGAGCGGCCGGUGAUUGUGUACGAAUCAUUUGCGGUGCAGCUGUCCGGGAGGCAUUGCAGUCGAGAAAAAAAGCUGGAAUUCGGCGAGCACGCAGCAAAACACUAAUAAAAGAGGGCCAAUGGUGUGACCAUGAGUCUCCGAAGCAGGGGCGUUGGUUCCGGAGACCUGUGGCUGCAGUGGUUCUCGUGCUGCGUCACCCAGCACCAGAGGCCGCAGCCCAGAAGGCCGAGGAUUGACCGUUCCAUGAUUGGAAAUCCGACGAAUUUCCAGCACACAGGCCACAUUGGCUCUGGUGACAUUUCAAGAGACACCGGCAGACUCAACGCCCUGCAGAGCCAGAUGCAGAGCAAGGGAGGCUACGAAAUGGCUGUUAAGGCUUGCUAGCUAUGACGAUUGAAAGGAAGACUUGAGCACAAACAGCACCGUGUAAAACUACGCUCAGAUGUGAUCUGAAAAGGACGCAGUCAGUGUUGUUGUUAUUAUUAUUUGAUAGAGUGUGAUCCCCGGCUGAGAAAUGUAUUUGAUGUGCAUUUAAAAAAAAUUAUGGUUGUCUGACUUUUGGUGUACUUGAAAAUUGUGGAUGUUUGUUUAUGUAUUGAUGCAGUGUAAGGCCAUGAAAAUAAUGUAUUACAAUAGUUGUAUUGAAUCCCCCCAACAAUAGAGGCUAAGAAUUAGAGAA
This is a messenger RNA of Neocloeon triangulifer, 711 nucleotides long. RefSeq names its product CDC42 small effector protein homolog (gene Spec2). Gene Ontology annotation, cellular component: plasma membrane. The transcript has 4 exons. The record is from RefSeq and is a predicted model, not a curated record. Gene Ontology annotation, biological process: regulation of Rho protein signal transduction. Lineage: Eukaryota; Metazoa; Arthropoda; Insecta; Ephemeroptera; Baetidae. Gene Ontology annotation, molecular function: small GTPase binding. The coding region runs from base 162 to 416 and encodes 84 amino acids.